Lactuca saligna is the source of this 1252-nucleotide messenger RNA. The record is from the annotation of a GenBank genome assembly. NCBI's taxonomy places the organism in Eukaryota, Viridiplantae, Streptophyta, Magnoliopsida, Asterales, Asteraceae.
AUGGGACCCACACCCUCCUCUCCCCUUCUAAACCUGACAUCUCUCUCUUCUAAUUCAACCCUAAAACAUUGGAGUGGCUUGGAAGAUUACAACCACCGGAAACCAACACUGUGCCGAAAACCACCACAGCCGCCAGAAAUCACCAUAGCCACCUAUAUUCUCCUUCGUCAACGACCUUUCACCAUUAUCUUCCAACCUAUACUUCAUCCUCUUGUUUCCCAUAGAUGGAGGAAAAACAACUUCAUGGUGGUGGUGGCGGCGUAUGAAAGCGGCAAGCAAGAAAAUGGAGUGCAAUUCGGAGAUUCACUUAAAAGAGUAAAAUAUGGCAGUGGCAUUUUCGCAAUUUUCAUGGUGGUCAUGGAGUGGAAAACAUCAAGAUACAAAAAUCCGCAACGGUUCCCAUUAGUAAAUGUGACACCAUCAGCCUCUAAAAGAGUAAAAAGAAAGUGGCAAAAUCGAAGAGAACGCAAGGUUGAUAAAGAAUAUGAUGUUGUAUUGGUUCCAUCCGACGGUGGUUGUUUAUCCGGAUCAGAAUCCGACGACUCUGAUUGGUCGAUUGGAUGGUUGGAACCUCAUGGUGCUGGUUUUUAUAGUGAUGAUGAUGAUGAUGAUGAUGAUUCAGAUGAUAGUUUUGCUGUUCUUGUUCCUUGUUAUGGUCGUGGAUGUGGGGAUGUUGUUAACACUAAGAAUGUUUCAAAUGAUAGAUUCUUGGACCACACUAUUGGACAAGUUCCCGAUAUUUAUUCUACUCAGAACGAAGUGUACAUGGAACAAUGGCUGUCGUCGUUACAGCGCAAUUGAGCGUGUAUUGUAGCCGAUUAACUGUAAAAAUGUAUCUAUAUGUAAAAAAGAUAUUGGUUUGAUCCAUGUGUUGCUGUUGUUACUGUUACUGUCAAUGUAACUGUUACUGUUAUUGCUGAAUAUUGUGACGACAAGAAACAGAUUGAUGUGCCAAGAAAAUUGAAGCUAUUGACUUAAUUGAUUUAAAAGCAGGAAGAAAUGAAUUGAAGAUUAGCAUUGAUCUGGGAAAUAAUUAAGAUUUUUGUUGGGUGAUCUAUGUUAUAAAAUGUAAAUAAUUUGUAUGAUGUAAAUAUUCAUUGGAAGGAGUGUGAAAAAACAACUUCCCCCCCAAAAAAGAGAGAUUGUAGAUAAUUCUUGUAAUUAUAUUCUAAACUGAAUGCAUUUGUUGAUAAUCUAUGUUGUGAAGUAUUAUGUUCCUUUGUUGUUUGAAGUCUUGUGCAUUUGUACCCGA